Sporothrix brasiliensis 5110 is the source of this 3627-nucleotide messenger RNA. RefSeq names its product leucine rich repeat domain containing protein. The transcript has 2 exons. The record is from RefSeq and is a predicted model, not a curated record. The coding region runs from base 1 to 3627 and encodes 1208 amino acids. Lineage: Eukaryota; Fungi; Ascomycota; Sordariomycetes; Ophiostomatales; Ophiostomataceae.
AUGGAUAUCCUCCGCCGGAAAAGAAGCAAUGGCACGCAGCAGGCCAGUAUGCCGCCACCCUCUGCUCCCUCGCUCACUUUUACGCCCAUCUCACCCGUGUCACCCGUUUCUCUUGAUGGCGUUUCUUCAAGCACAAGCAGCGGAUCCAAAGGAGGCUCAUCUACUGCGGCCAUCAGCAAGUCCAGGUCACAUAAUGACAUGGCUGGGUUAACCACCAACUCGCGUACGAGCUCCAUUGACAGCAACAAGAGCGGCUUCUUCCAUGGCUAUAUGCCACGAGCUAUGCGGACGCUGAGCCGUGGUUCGAAUGCGUCGAUACGUCAGUCGGCCGCGUCCUCUACCACCUCCAUGAACACGGCAGCCACCUCGCCUGACGUGACGCCGUCGUCUUCUUCACCGCAGCAGCAGUUCAUUUCACAAUUCCCCCGCAAAGUCCUUCGCAAGUCACACAAGCGCAAGUCGUCCAGCCAUGAGCUCAACAGUCGCCGAGGCUCGACUAGUUCUGAUGUCUUUAGCCGCGUGUCCCGGGCCUCGACCACCCUGAGCGGCAGCUCUUCCAGCAACAUCAUUGACUGGCGCAUUCAGCCCAUCGAGAUGCACACCUCGCUCGACUACCCGGAGUCCCUGUCUUCUAAGAACCGGCUAAGCUACCUCGUGGCCACAGCCGACUACAUCAUCAUCUUCAAGACGCGAGCUGAUGCCUUUGCUGCCCUCCCACAACUGGCCGACGUUGCUGCCCAGAGCCCGGAGAGCGCUACGACGUCCAAACCUUCGUCCAUGCUGCCACCCGCCGACCCGGUCCAUGUUAUUCCACUACACGCCAUCAUCUCCGUCUUUCGCACCGACACAAUGCGUGCCCCGUAUGGCAUUGAGAUUUGGUGGCGCAUGCCAUAUCCUGCUAUUGCUACUUGCAGCUCGACCAUCUACUUUAAGGACGGCCGUGACCGGGAGAAUUAUCUCGAUAUGCUUGCCUCCAUGGUCAAGAUCCGCAACCAGGACCAGCCUGACGCAUCGCGUGUCUACUAUGAAGUGGAAGAGUGCAUCCGCAAGGUCUUCCAAGCAGAAGAGCCAGGCUUCACCAACACCAUCCCCGAGAUCUUCCCUGUUGUCUACCGGAAUGCGCCCGAUCGUAUCAAAUCCAAGGCAGACGACAAGCAACUCAGAAAGGGUCAGAUUGAAGGUGUCUCGUCUCACUACUUGGUUGUUGGUGUGAACCUGUGUUUCUUUAUACAGAUUAGUCGCGCCUCUGCUGUGCAAUCGACUGCCCUCGAGAUGAAGUACCAAACCUGUGGCCUUGUCACACUGGAGUCGUUUGCAGCUGACUGGACGUCUCGAGAUGAGCGGUUUGCUAUGCGCUUUCGGGAUCCUUUCAAGAGCCCUGUUGGCCUUGAGCUGUCAAGUCGUCACUACCGCCGCAUCAUCCUGACACUCACCAAAGCCGAUAAGUUCCUGAAGCCCGCCUGGCCGACUCAGUGGCAGAUCCAAGAGGUGUUCCACGUUGCCGGCCUCCCAACGCCUCAGCACAUUGUCGCGGGCGAGGAUUUCGGUGGUUUCCAAAGGACACUCUCUGCUUUCUAUGCUGCAUACCGGUGCAACCCUGUGGACUGGGAGAUUAACUGGCGCACUCCCUUUGCACCCGAGUUCCGUGUACUUCCUUCAGUAAAGGGAGUGUACACUGAUCUGCAGCUGCUUGCUGUCUUGCGCGCCCUGCGGUACAAUGACUACUUCAAAUCCCUCUCUUUUUGUGACGUCGACCUAUCUGGUCUCCUUGGCAAGUUUGACAGCUCCAGGAAGGGAAACGUCGCUUACUUGAGUCGCAAUGCUAGUGAUCAGCCUGAAGGCAUUAUUGCUCCAGGACAGGAGGCUGUCAGCCUGGAAGCCCUUGAUGUGGCCAGCUGUGGUUUGGCUGACCUGCACAUGAAAAUGCUGUUCCAGGCGCUUUCACAGUCAGCUUGGACACUUCAAAUGCUGGAUGUGUCACAGAAUUUUGGCCGUGCGCCGGCGGCUCUGAUCCAGCAAUUUAUGGAAUCGGUUGGUAGCCUGAGACAACUCAACCUCGCGAGCGGCAUCACGGGCACUUUUGAGGGUGAGCUUCUUCCGCUUGAGGUCCUCGACCGGCUUGAGUACCUCGAAGUGCUGGACAUCUCGAACUUCAAGCUCAACGAGAGCUCCGUCAACGCCCUGGAGACGUUCUUACAAACGCUAUCAGCACGCCAAGCAUCUAUGCAGAACGGCGGUUACGGCUAUUCUCUCCGACGCCUUGUCCUGAACAACUGCGGCAUCACGGGGCAUCUAGCUGGCCGCAUCUUCAAUGCCAUGGCUGGCCUGUACGACAUCCACCUCCACCUCAGCAGCAAUCCUCUCGAGGAUGGUAUCGCGGACUUUGUCUCAGCACUGGGACACAACUGGGGCGGCCGCUUCGGUCUGCAUCUCAACAUGAUCGAGUUCCAAAACGAGGCAAAGUACAUUCAGCUUAUGGGCGCCCUGGCUUCGAACCCGUUCAUCGAUUACCUGAGCUUGGUCGGUACCGCCCCGGUUCCGGUCACCGAUGACGCCUGCAGCGACAACACGAUCGAAGCAUUAGAACGUUUCUUUGAGGAGAACCAGUCUGUGCGAUACCUUGACAUUUCUGGCUACUGUGGCAAGCUGGACGAUGGACAGUUGGGCAAAGGUUUCGGCCGUGCCCUCCGAGGCCUCGCGAACAACAAGACGCUGACGCACCUUCGCGUUCGCAACCAGAGACUGCACGACAGCACGGGCACGUUCGGCACAGCCGUGCAGGCUAACAAGGCCCUGCUAUACCUUGACUGCGGUGACAACGGGUUCAAUGCCACCAGCCUGCUCUACAUGGCCAAGAGCCUCGAGACCAACACCACCCUUCUUGUGUACCCGUUCUCGUCUGAGGAUCUCGAGGAUGUGCUGAAGCAUUGCGUCAAAGGCAUUCCUCCUCCGCCAUCUCCGACACAGCCGUCCAACUCAAAGCACAAGAAGAAGCUGUCUGGCCCCACAGUCGACCCCGGCCUGGAGCGCCAAAAGGAACUUUUGCGAGGCGAGAUCGAGGCAGCGGCCUCAGAGAUCAUGUCGUACAUGUCGCGCAACAUGACCAAGCUGCAGCAGGACACGGGCUGCGUCCUCGACUUGGGCGAGGCGUACGACACGUGCGGAGAGCGGGGCUGGCCAAGCCUCCAGCUGCGCAUGCCCGAGGGUGUCAUGUUCACGACGACGCCUAUGGAAGAGGAGGAGGAGCAGGAUAUGCAGGACCAGUCAGACGGCCAGUCUAUGGACCAGUUGUCCACCGGUCCGCAAUCUUCGUCACAUAGCGGCGCGUCAGGCACUCCCGCACGCCAGCAACCCAUCAACUCAUCCAUGGUGGCGCCGCAGAUCACAGAGGACAUGCCGUAUCGGGUGCAGCCUGACGAUGAAGCCCUCAAUAGUCCCAUCGAUGGCUCGGGUCUCAGCUGGGACCUACCCAAGACGCCCAAGGUUGCAUCGGAAACGACCAUUGAUACCACGCUUGAUAGUUCAUUCCUGGAGAAGGCCUUUCUCGCCGAGCCGGAUCUGUCCAAAAUUCUGGAAAAGUUUACAAUGGCGGAUGGCACUGAGUAUGUCAUCUGCACAGAGUCGUAA